CAAAUUUUAUUUCGUCGUGCGCGCGCAGCAUUUGAAUAAUAAUAAUAACAACGACGACGAUACCUACGUAGCGACUAUCCGCGCGAGUGCGCGACGGCGUUCGAGUCGGUAGUAGUUCUAGUCUCGGUCGACUGCCGGGCUGCAGCUCCGUACUCGACUUCUCGAUUGGGGACCGGUGCGUACCGAGCUGUGAGUACUGAGUGCUCGUCGAGGAACGGAGUAACUCGGCCCUACGUCAGUCGAUGCUUGCACGCGUACGACGACGGCAUGGACGAACGCGACGAGUUGGUGGCUGACGGCGGAGGGAUCGACGUGCAGUUUUCGGACGUGUCGUACUCGGUUACCGUCUGGACACCCGGCAGGAUAUUCGGUCCGGAGAAAAAACAGAUUUUAAAAAAUGUCAGCGGCACAUUCCAUAAGAAACAAGCGUGCGCCAUAAUUGGAUGUUCUGGAUCUGGCAAGUCAUCGCUGUUAAAUUACAUUUCUGGUUACAAGACAUGUGGUUACAAAGGAGAUAUAAUUAUUAACGGACAGCCUCGCAAUCGAAAACAAUUCAUGAAACAAUUGAGUUAUAUAAUGCAAGAUGAUAAUUUACAACCUCACCUUACUGUAUUGGAAUCAAUGGAAAUAGCUUCUAAACUUAGAAACUGUAUCAUACAACUUGAUGUCAACCAUAAAAUCUUAAUCAAAAGAAUAUUGGAUAAUUUGAAGUUGUCAGAAAAAGAAAACACUUUGGCGGGACAGUUAUCUGGGGGUGAGCGUCGACGACUGUCUAUUGCUGUAGAAUUGAUACGUAAUCCAAAAGUCAUGUUUUUCGAUGAACCAACAACAGGUUUAGAUGUGGUAUCUGCAAAUUAUGUGGUAUCUAUGCUAAGAGACCUUGCCAAUUGUGGUAAGACAAUUAUAUGCACUAUUCAUCAGGCAUCUGCUUCCCAAUUGGAAAUGUUUAAUGCGUUAUACAUAUUAUCACCCACUGGUCAGUGCAUUUACCGUGGACAGUCGUCAAGUCUUAUAAGUUAUUUAUCAUCUGUUGGUCUCCAGUGUCCCUUACAUCAUAAUCCUGCAGAUUUUGUCAUUGAAGUGAGUUCUGGCGAAUAUGGUGAUCACAACGAAACGCUUGUUAAAUAUAUUAAUAAUGGAAAAUCAAAUGACUGGAACAAUGACAAAAGUAUUGAAAACUUAGGUGUUCAAACGCAAAACCGUCGUUCUAAUUGUUCACAACAUAAAUGCAUCUCAAAGUUUUUCAAUGAACUACGAAUACUUAUUAAUAGAACGUUAAUCAUCUCAUCUAGAGACAGUGACUUCAUCAGAGUAAGAAUAUUUGUACCUCUUUUAAUGAGUUUUCUGUUUGGUUCAGUAUAUUUAAAUAUUGGAAAAAGUGGUUCGUUCACACGUGAUAAUGUAAUAAUGUUAUACUUCAGUAUGAUGGCCAUUGUUUACUUAUCUGCCUACUCAAUGUCUAUAAAAUUUCCAAUGGAGUUGUUACUUAUGCGAUUAGAAUAUUUCAACCAAUGGUAUUCUCUUCGUUCAUAUUACACGUGUGUGACAUUAAUGGAUCUACCUUUACAGAUUAUAUCCACGGGUUUAUUUUGUAUCGUAAUCUAUUUAAUGACUGGACAACCAUUUGAAUUAUUCAGAUUUUCAAUGGUUUUUUUAAUGUUGAUUGUAACUGGCUUAAUGUCUCAAGCAACAGGAAUGUUGGUCGCAAUUUUGUUUAAGAAUUUUCUUAUAAAUACUAUUGUUAUUUCUUCAAUUAUUUUACCAAUGACAAUAUUUGCGGGCAUUAUGUUACGUAUCAAUGACACACCAAAAAUAUAUAGUUGGAUUUAUGAUGUUUCUAUGUUAAAACAUUCAAUGCAAGGUAUUUUACAUGCUAUAUAUGGUUUCAAACGAUCUGCAUUGCCAUGUCCAGAAAUUUAUUGUUAUAAUGGCUCACCAGAAUUGGUUCUCAAGGAUGUAAAUAUGAGUGAUAACAUAUUUUGGACUAGCGUUGGAUACAUCACUGCAGUAUUUUUAUUCCUUAAAAUUUGUACUUAUGUUGUUUUAAAACAUAAACUUUCCUGAUGAAAAUAAUUAAAAAUGUUUUAUGACUAAUAUUUGUUACUAGUAAGUGUUGGCGUUGUUAAAAAAAAAAAUCUAUUUUUUCUGCAUAGAAUAUAUUUUUAUAGUUAAAUAAUUGCAUAUCAAUAGUCAGAUGAUUGAAAAAAAAUAUUACAAUAUUUAUGUUUAUUAAGACUGUUGUAAGCACGGCUAUAGCCUAUAGAUUAUCUAUAGCCAUGGAUGUUAGGUACAGUAAUACAACCAUUAGAGGGGAGAAGCUAUAGAAAUAAAACCCAUACUGACCUUGAAGGAAAGUUUUUAUUUAAUGAUUUUGCUUUUUUAUUAAAAAAAUACAGUAAAUGUUCAAGUUCGUCUUUAAAAAUAAUUUUUCUUCCCUAAUUACAGCUUCUCAUUGUGCAACUGUUGUGGUUUAUAAGUUAGAUUAUUGUUAUGUAUUUAAAGUUAAAUUGGUAUACAGUAUGCCAUCGAUAAUCCAAAUAUUCUUGAAUAUUAGUGGCUGGGUAUGACCCGACAAUACUCAAGUAUGCCAUCCGAAAAUCUACUCAAAAUUUCUCACCACGGGUGAUCACAAUUUUCAGAUAAAUAAUAAAUGAAAAUGCUGCCCAAAAUCAAAAUUAAAUCUUAAUCGUAAUUUUUAUUUAGGAUUAUCAUCGUUUUACUGUAUAGGUCAAGUAUAGUUAAGCACAUUCAGACCAAAACUCAGCUUUGAAUUGGAACAGGUGUUUAAAAAAAUGUGGCUUAUGAAAAUUACCAAUAAAAAAAAACAUAAUGUUUACAGUGUUUGUUGCUUUGGUCUGAAUGUGGUUUAAUACUAUAAAAAAUUUUUUUUAUUGUAUUAGAUAUUUGGGUUUUUUUAAAAAAUUAUUAUCACAUUAUUAUAAUUUUUUCUUUGUUAAUUGAUCUGAUUGUGCUUAAAAAAUAAUUUGUACAUUUUUUAUAAUUUAAGUUUUAUUUAUGAUAUCUGUAUAGUUAGCACCCAGGACCCCACUUAUUGUAACAUGAAAUCUCUUGAUUUCUGAUCUCAAAACCAACGAAUUUAUAAACAUGUAUUUAAUUUUAUUAUUCCAUAAUAUAUUGUUUUGCUCAAAUGAAUACUACUAUUAGUGUCUUUUAUUGUGCUUGGACUUUUCGAAAACUGUAAAUUAUUUUUCUUUUUCAGAAUAAUAAUUCUUAAAUGUUAUAUUUAACCCAUUAACGCCAUGCGUUGCCAUAUGGCAACAUAGAUUUUUUACAAUAAUUUUUAAGAUAUAAUAUAUUAUGUUUUCAUCAAAAUGUUGGUUAAAAUUGUAAAUAAACAAAUUCCGGCGCUAAUGGGUUAACCGAGUAUUUAACUGUAGCACAAAAUUAACAUUACUCUGCUGUUAAAUAUAUUUUAAUAAGUGUGCCAAGGUUACCUUGUAGUUUAUACUGAAAUAUUUUUAAUUAUAUACAAAUGUUUUUUUGUCA
Acyrthosiphon pisum (pea aphid) is the source of this 3507-nucleotide messenger RNA. Its product is annotated as ATP-binding cassette sub-family G member 4. The transcript has 12 exons. NCBI's taxonomy places the organism in Eukaryota, Metazoa, Arthropoda, Insecta, Hemiptera, Aphididae. Gene Ontology annotation, cellular component: plasma membrane. The coding region runs from base 268 to 2064 and encodes 598 amino acids. Gene Ontology annotation, molecular function: ATP hydrolysis activity; ATP binding; ABC-type transporter activity. The record is from RefSeq and is a predicted model, not a curated record. Gene Ontology annotation, biological process: transmembrane transport.